This is a messenger RNA of Phanerochaete carnosa HHB-10118-sp, 1935 nucleotides long. RefSeq lists its product as uncharacterized. The record is from RefSeq and is a predicted model, not a curated record. NCBI's taxonomy places the organism in Eukaryota, Fungi, Basidiomycota, Agaricomycetes, Polyporales, Phanerochaetaceae. The transcript is spliced from 3 exons. Bases 250 to 1641 code for a protein of 463 amino acids.
CCUCAGGACACUCCCAAUCCUUCGUUUUCACCCUCCCUGCCCUCGCUGAGCUCGAGGCGCUGGACGUUACACUCCUUUGCUCGCCCGAUACGACGCUCCGCUCUUCCGGCGGUACACGUCUGUUCAUCGAGCAACGCCCCUUUUCUCCCACCUGAACUUUCCCUUACGCCUGUACAUCCGCUGUGUGCUGGCGCAGGUCUAUGCUCUUACAGUCGUCACUCCUUUUUUAACAUAACAGCACCAUUCGCCAUGCACAUUGGCAUCGCAAUCGCAAGACAUGACAAGCGGCAGACCCUCGGAAGUGGUACAUCCACUGUUGGAGAAGCUUCCCCCACCGACAGCCAACUUAUUAUUUCCACCGGUGUCCUUCCUGACGCAACCUUGGCUAUCCCACUUGUAUCAGGCUUUACUCCCACAAUCUCGUCCAUCGCAACCUCGACAGCUGCAUCUUCUUCCUCUGCCUCUCCCGCCGCGACAUCCAACUCCGCUGCUUUGAAAGGCUCAUCCUCAGUGUCUUUGUCUACGGUCAUUGCUGCAUGCGUGGGGGCAUUCGCCGGUAUGGCUCUGUUGGUCAGUAUCUUCAUAUGGUGGUCACGGCACCCGAGCACAAAAUCGCGCAACCUACCACGUUCACCUGUGGCCGAGAAUCGCAAUGCCCGUGGAAGAGAGGAGCAGGAGCGGACGCGCACAACGCAGCAGAUGACCCAGCAGGAGGCAGACGAGAAGAACUUUUCCAUGUUCAAGAAAAGGUCGCCCAGCACGCGCACGACGCGUACGGCCAAGGUUCUGGAGGAACACGGCUUCGACAUGCCAUCUAUCCCCACUGAGAUCUCAAAGUAUCGCCCCGGUCUUGCCAAAGAGCUCGCUUUGGAAGACGCUUUGGAAGAGCCCGAACGGCCUUACGCUGCCCGUCAGGACAGCGGAGUCUCCUGGGACGGCGAGACCCUUGGUGACGACUCGUUCCUCUCACUACGCUCGGUUCGCAUCGAGUCUGGUUCCAUGUCACCCACGAUAGGCAUGGCGAAGAUGACGCCGCCGGCGAUGCCUUCGCAACUGCAUUACUGGGAAUCUGCUGAGGUCGUCACAAUAGGCGAUUCGCCAGCCGCGGGCUCGUCCUCCGAAAGUGCCAAUCCAUUCGCUGAUGCGAAUGAAGAUAAGCGCAGAAGCCACUCCAACCCCUUCUUCAACGCCGGAGAACUCCACCGAGCGUCCAGUCGCCGGAGUCGUAGCAACAGCCGCGGGCAAUCACAGUCUCGCCGUGCGAGCCGCUCCACCGUCCGCGUUCGCGUCGCCAGCGAGGUCGGCAGUGCCAUCGAUCCCUUCGCCGAUAUCACUGAUCCUCCGCCUGCCAUCUCGUUGCCCGAUAGUACACUCCCAAACAGCCCGGCGCACCGGCAUAACAUGUCGCUCGCGAGCGACGAGGCAGAACAAGCUAUGGAGGCCUCGGACCGUGCGAUGCAGUCGCUCAUUGCUGCCCUCGACCUUACAAAAGGGUCGGGCGACACCCGGUUGCGCAUUCAAUCGACGCACUCCAUAGUGUCCCUGCAGCCAUCACCGUCAUCUGCGUAUUCCUUCCAGUCGGGUGAGAUAGGAGUUGCGCGGGACUCCCCACCAAGCCCCGUGUCCCCUCAAGCUCACUGAUUCGCCGCAUAACACCGCAUUGUCAUACCAUAUUAUCUCUCCGUGUACCCCUCACCUCCUUCUCCACCCACCCUGCAUGAUUUGCUGUUUUUAUCACUUGUAUACGCUGUGAGCACCGACCUGCCUGCUAUAUCAGCAUCAAUCCUUUCCCCCUACACCAUCGUUUAACUGCAGUCUUGCCUAUCCGGCGUUUUAUCUCGAUCCGGAAUCGCUUUCACCCCCGUUGACCGCACCCACCCCGUUAUGCUCGCCGUUGAGCUUGACUAGUACCUUACUCCGCUCCUACGCUUUUUC